Messenger RNA from Plectropomus leopardus (leopard coralgrouper), 2896 nucleotides. It is a transcript of the gene slc16a3b, whose product is annotated as solute carrier family 16 member 3b. Gene Ontology annotation, biological process: monocarboxylic acid transport; transmembrane transport. Gene Ontology annotation, molecular function: lactate:proton symporter activity. Lineage: Eukaryota; Metazoa; Chordata; Actinopteri; Perciformes; Serranidae. Gene Ontology annotation, cellular component: basolateral plasma membrane. The record is from RefSeq and is a predicted model, not a curated record.
GACGGAGGCGCGCUCACGCGUUAAUGUAGGAGCGCUUCAGACGGAGGGACUCAACUCUCAGCAGUUUAUAGACAUUGACCUCAACAUAACAGUCGGAGAGUAUCAUGGGAGGGGCAGUGGUGGACGAUGGACCUCCUGGAGUGAAGGCACCAGACGGGGGUUGGGGUUGGGCAGUGUUGGCUGGCUGCUUCGUCAUCACUGGCUUCUCUUACGCUUUCCCCAAAGCUGUCAGCGUCUUCUUCAAGGAGCUGAUCCGAGAGUUUGAUGUUGGCUACAGUGACACUGCCUGGAUCUCAUCAAUACUGCUCGCCAUGCUGUAUGGCACAGGCCCUCUGUGCAGUGUGUUGGUGAACAGGUUUGGCUGUCGGCCGGUGAUGAUGGUUGGAGGACUCUUUGCUUCUCUUGGAAUGAUUCUGGCCUCUUUUGCCACCAGUAUCAUACACAUCUACCUCUGCAUCGGAGUUAUUACAGGUCUGGGCCUGGCAUUGAACUUCCAGCCAUCUCUGAUAAUGCUGAAUCGCUACUUCAGUGAGAAACGUCCUCUGGCCAAUGGCUUGGCAGCAGCAGGUAGCCCUGUGGCACUGUGCUGUCUCUCCCCACUGGGGCAGAUUCUCCAGUACCAGUACGGCUGGAGGGGUGGGUUCCUCAUACUGGGAGGCAUACUUCUCAACUGCUGUGCCUGUGGUUCCCUUAUGAGGCCCCUGUUGCCCACCAAGAAGCCCCAAGAGCUGGAGGGUCCCUUAGCUGCUGAGGAGAAGAAGCCACAGCCAAAGAGGAAACUGCUGGAUUUCAGCGUAUUCAAGGACAGGGGUUUUCUCAUCUACACCCUAGCAGCAUCUGUUAUGGUGCUGGGCUUGUUCGUGCCCCCUGUGUUUGUGGUCAGCUAUGCUAAAAACCUUGGCUAUGAAGACACUAAGUCUGCAUUGCUGCUCACCAUCUUGGGAUUUGUUGAUAUGUUUGCUCGGCCAGCGUCAGGCCUCAUAGCAGGUAUGAAGUGGGUACGGCCCAGGUGUGUCUACCUGUUCAGCUUUGCCAUGAUCUUCAACGGGUGCACCGACAUAAUAGGAUCACAGGCCAAAGAUUAUGCAGGUCUGGUGGUCUUCUGUAUCUUCUUUGGCAUGUCAUAUGGCAUGGUGGGAGCGCUUCAGUUCGAGGUCCUCAUGGCUAUCGUAGGGACAGAGAAGUUCUCCAGUGCCAUCGGCCUGGUGCUGCUGAUGGAAGCUAUUGCUGUACUGGUGGGACCUCCUGGAGCAGGUCGCCUCUUGGAUGCCACCCAUCAGUACAUGUACGUCUUUCUGUUGGCGGGCUGUGAGGUCACACUGUCAGCCUUUAUCAUCGCCGUAGGUAACUUCCUCUGCAUUAGUAGGAAAAAAGAUCCAGAGGCUGAGAUGGAGCUGGCUGUCACUGCCUCAGAGAAAGAGGGGCUGAAUGGCAUCGUGAAAGGUGAACAUGAUCAUGAAGACAAAGAGGAAUCAAUGGAGAAUGGAAAUGUCAGUGCUUCGAAAGCAGGGGAGGAGGCAAUGAUGGUGACAGAGAUGGGGGAAAAGGAUGGAGAAGAGAACACGUCAUUAUGAAGAAUAAGACUGAAGAGAAAAGACAACCAUGCACCAAGAGGACAUAAAAUGUACCAAGGAUGAUCUGUGGAAAAAAGACAGAGCGAGCAGCCACACUAAUGAAAGGGCGUAAUCAAAGUAAGAAAGAAGAUAGGGCUGAUAUUCCUCUUUCUCCAGGACUCAAGCUUUUUCAGUUUUUUAUCUCCUCAGUGAUUUCAAAUAAGCUGAUUAAAAAAAUACCAAUCAAUGUCCACUUAUGGGCAUUUUCUUGGCCUUUCAACCACAUCUCACAGCUUUUUUCUUUAUGUAGGGUUAAGUGCCAAGUCCUUGUAAGAUAAAGAAUAUCAGGACUUCGGCUUGAUGUUCUCACGGUGCCCCUAAGUACGGGAGUCUCCCUGUGAUGCUACUGGUGGUCCCCAUUCAACAGACAUCACCCCCUUUAUAUAUACCAACACCUGUUAUCACAUGACAGAAGCUCCAUUUCCUAAUAAAGACUGUGAGAUGCUGUUUAAAGGUCUGAAAGUGGAGCCAGUAAGUGGAUCUUGUGCUAAGAAUAUCUUGCCUCACUACUAGCAAGACUGUGUUAAAGUAUUUCUUAACGUUUUAUGUAAAAACAGGAUGAGACGUUACAUUAAAAAAAAGCUGUAAAAAUAAAUUAUUCCAUAUUUGGGGCACUCAACAUGUACCCCGGCAGCUGAAUUUUACUACUGUGGCUGUUCACUCAUUCCUGCAAUUUAAAACAAGUCGUUCUGUUGUGUUGUUUCAUGACUGCUGUGAGAUACUUUUUGAGACUUUAUCCAGGUGCUGCCUGAAGCAUUUUUUGUUUGUAGGAUACUUGAAUAAAACCUGAAUUGCUUGUCUAAGUGCAGUGCAUAGGUGUUGUAUACUCAGCUGAUGAAUGUAUAUCCUAUACCACUUCACUACUCUGUAAAGGUCUUCUUCAUGUUAUAACAUGAGACUUGCUGUGUUAUGUGUUGGCUUGGUGUCAGAUGGUGUGAUCAAUGUGCUCUAUGCCCUCUGUGUAUCUGUUUCAUGCUCAAACUGAGAGCAAACAAAAUAUGCUGGGGUGAAGAAAUGCAGAACACCUGCUAACACAACAUAAAUGUGUGAAUGCCAUUUUUCCCCAAAUAAAUACAUUUUCCAUGCAGAAAAAUUAGUAAUUGACAUCUUUGUUCCAUUCAGCAACAGACUUCCAUCGACAUGAAGUGUGGCAGCUCAGAACCUGUUGAAACUGACCAGUGGUGUGAUGCAACAACGUAGUAAUACUUUGUUAUAGUCCCUUAGUAUUUAUUUGAAACUAUUUGUACCUUAGCGUUUUUAUAUUUUUGUCAAUUUUCACUUUU